GGCAUGGAAUCUUCCCGCAGAAUGCUUUCCCGUACUUCGAUUCCUCUCCGAAAGUUGCUUUCCGAAUUCCAUUUUGGAAGAUCUGCGGUGACAGAAUCUCCGGUGCUGUCGAGAUCGUUUACGAAAUUCUCAACUCGCCGUUGUUGGGUGGAAAGCAGUCGUUUCAGUCGCCCUACAAUCGCAAUUUCGCCGAAUUAUUUCGAGUUUCUACGAGAUUGCAGGAGCUACAGCGUUGAUGCGGAUAAAGAAGUGGAUAGGAUUAACCUCAAGUUCGCUGAAGCUAGGGAGGAGAUAGAGUCGGCUAUGGAGUCCAGAGAGACCGUGUAUUUCAACGAGGAAGCGGACUGUGCUCGUGCAGCUGUAGGUGAAGUGCUUGGAAUGUAUGAGGAUUUGUUGAAGAAGCUUCCCGAGACUGACAAGGGGAAGAUACAGAGGGCGAUGGGGCUCAAGAUCGAGCAAUUGAAGGCUGAGCUUGAACAGUUGAAUGAGUAGUGAGGUUAAGGAAAAUUAAACAGCUGAUUUUAUUUUGUAUUAGUUGAAUUUGGGCUUUCAGGAAGCCUUAUUCUCUUUUGGUUUGUCGAUUACAAAGUAUUGAAGAUCUCUGAGGGUGAUAUCGGAGCUCAAAUUAAUUGAAUAAUGGAAACGUUAAUUUGACAUUA
Messenger RNA from Andrographis paniculata, 659 nucleotides. Its product is annotated as embryogenesis-like protein. The record is from RefSeq and is a predicted model, not a curated record. Bases 4 to 492 code for a protein of 162 amino acids. Lineage: Eukaryota; Viridiplantae; Streptophyta; Magnoliopsida; Lamiales; Acanthaceae. The transcript has a single exon.